UUGUUUUUGUUUCGUUUUUACUUUGAAAAUGUUUUUCUUUUAAUUCCCUUCAAUUUAAUUGACUGAUUUAUUUUAUUUCAAUGGAUCCAAUUAAAUUGUUCCAAUUAAGGCCCCAAGAACCUUUAAGUCUCAAAGAAUUGAUGUCAUUACUUCAUCCAACCCAAGAGAUUGACCAUAAGUUAUUGAAUCUCCACCUUGUUGGAAUAUUAACUGGUGUUGAAUCUCAAUUGUUUAAAACUGUGGAUGGUUUUAUUUAUCCAAAGGCUGGAAUUAGUUUAAUCAAUGAGACUGAAGAAUGUUCCAAAUCUGUUCUAUCCAAUUAUUCACAAUUAGGAAGCCGAGUUUCAUUUCUUCUUGAUUCAAUUAAUAAAUGUCUUCUUAAUGAAGAAGACAAAACCCUUUCCCGGAUUACAUAUUCUUUAACAUUAAGAGAUAUUUUCAAUCAAUGUGUUGCCAAAUUACUUUGUGAUGCUCAUAAAUUGGAUAUGAGACUUAACUAUUUCUCCGAUUAUCUUACCGAUGAGAGAAGUGAUUUCCUAAUGGUCAAGAUAAAUACUCUCUAUGAGAUUAAUUUAGCUCUAAAUGGUGGCCAUGAUUGUUCUGGUAAAAUUUUAAACAUUCUCAUGGAUUUUGUUUACCUUGAUCGUAUCCACGAGUUUAACAUUGUCUCUCAACUUUUAAUCUCAACACUCAGGCCAACCCUUGAUUAUAUUGAAUCACUUUUAACCAAUGGAAUCAUUAAGGAUUGUAGAAGUGAAUUUUUCUUCCAAACAAAUUGUAAUUGUGAUCCUGAUCAUUUCUGGUCAGAAGUGUUACAAUUUGACUCAACUAAUCCAGUUCCAACCAUUUUCAAUUCAUCUUGGGAUUACCUUUGCAUGGGAAUCAAAUCAAGACUUUUAAUUUCAAUUUUUGAACAACGAAAUCACACAAUCAAAAUUGAUUAUCCAAAGGGCUGUUUAUUUGAUCAUUUUCUUGAUCAUUUGAAGAAAAUUUAUCCACAUCCAAUAUCAAUGAAAGACAAGAAGAUUCAAGAAGACUCAACAUUGGAGGAGAAAAAGUCUAAAUGUAAAUUGUUACCAUUUAAAUAUGACAUUUUAACCAUUGGUGAUAAAUUGGAAAAUGAUAUUAUCAAAAUGGACCUUAAUUUAGAUCAUGAGAAAACAAUUAGUGAACAAUAUCUUCCCGUUGAUUAUACUCGACUUGGUAUUCCCUUUGAACUUGCCUUACAAAAAAGUCUCACAACAACAUUGGAAAAAUUCAUCGAUCCAAUUAGCCGAUGGGCAAUUAACCAUUCAAAAGAUUCUUAUCAUAUUUAUUUGACCACUUUUAAUGAUUACUUUUUACUUCAACGUUCCAAUCCGGAAAUGAGACAUUACUUUGAGGCCGUUUUUUCCGACAUAACCGAAGGUUCAACCAAACCCGAUCAUUAUGUUAACUGGCAACAUUAUACGUUUACCGAACAUGAUGUGACCGCUUUUCUAUCUCAACAGAAACUGACCACCGGAAAGAGAGUUAAAAAACUUACAAUUCUUGAAAAUAUUCAUCUUAUUUAUGAAGAAAUGGAUUGGACUUCAAGAGCAAUUAUCGACAAUAGUUCAAAGUUAAUCUAUGACAAGGCUUUCCAAUUUUUACUCCUUCUAACUUACUGUCGUUGGAUUUUGGACAAUCUUCGACUUCCCCGAGGCAUAAUUCACAGAGAAUCUGGUUACAUUCAUAAAUUGUAUUUACUUCGUCAUCGAUUGUUACUAAUUGCUAACAGUUUAUACAAUUUCAUCAUGAACAAUGUUCAUCAACAGGUUAUCCAAUUGUACCAGAAUCUUGAGACUGCCUGUAAUUAUCAAGAUUUAAGAAAUUCUUUCGUUAAAUUUAUCAAAAGAAUUGAAUUUAUCACCAUGCAACGAGAUGAUAACAAUUCAAAAAUUGUUAGAACAAUGAUUCGUAAAUUUGUACAAUUAGUUGAUUCGAUUGGGAUGAUUUGGUCAACCAGAGAAAAUGAAUCAUUUAAAUUACCUGAUAAAAGUGAAAUUGAUAAUUUUGAUAAAGGAUUUAAAAUCUAUCUCUAUAAUAUAUCCUUUACAAAUGAUCAUAAUGUGAUAAAAACAUACAAUUCAAAUGACAAUUAAAACGACAAUUAAUGCAAUCAAA
Molecule: messenger RNA, 2145 nt
Organism: Panonychus citri (citrus red mite)
Lineage: Eukaryota; Metazoa; Arthropoda; Arachnida; Trombidiformes; Tetranychidae
Exons: 2
Coding region: 81-2123 (680 amino acids)
Biological process (GO): mitotic cell cycle; spindle assembly; cytoplasmic microtubule organization
Cellular component (GO): equatorial microtubule organizing center; centrosome; gamma-tubulin complex
Molecular function (GO): gamma-tubulin binding; microtubule minus-end binding
Source: RefSeq, a predicted model, not a curated record